Priapulus caudatus is the source of this 1006-nucleotide messenger RNA. RefSeq lists its product as uncharacterized. NCBI's taxonomy places the organism in Eukaryota, Metazoa, Priapulida, Priapulimorpha, Priapulimorphida, Priapulidae. The record is from RefSeq and is a predicted model, not a curated record. The annotation marks the transcript as partial. The transcript is spliced from 7 exons.
GCGAACGCAGAGCAAAGGAAUUCAAAUAAACUAGGAUAACAUUCAACAGCAUAACACUUCUUAGCUCGUUGGUCGUGAUCGUUACAUAGUGUAGAUGUGAGUGAAGUGAAGUUCUUUCACGCAGUUGUAAGCUCGAUUAGCUUAUCGAGUGGAAAUUUGGUUUCCGGACGAUGAGGCACUCAGAAAAACUUGGCUGGAUAGAGUGAACCGCGAGGAACUAGUGCUCACAACAUUUUCACGUUUGUGUUCGCUGCACUUCACUCCCCAAGACUUUAUUAGAAAUCCCCAAAUCGUACGGUCUAUGGGAGUGAGUAUGAGACAAGUGCUUUAUAGGACUGCGAUACCAUCACGAUUCACAGAUUGCGAAUCCAGGACUACUCGUAGAAGGUCUGCUUUCUCGAAACGACCAAUAGCACAGCCGAAAGGUCGAUUUUGGAACCAUUCUACGAUGAUGGAUCAUGUGACGACUGUGUGCUGAUGAAGUCUCUAACAUUCACGUGUAUACAAGUUUUUAUGUCCACGGCAAACGUUGGUGCCAAUGAAGAAACGCACGAGAAUCUACACGUGCAGUUUGUGUGGGGAGAGGCACCACAGCGCACGCCUUUGUCCCAAAUUCUGCUACCACUGUCGACAACCUCACCACGAUUGGAACUGUCAAUUGCCACGGCCGAAAGGUCGAUUUUGGAACCAUUCUACGAUGAUGGAUCAUGUGACGACUGUGUUCUGAUGAAGUCUCUAAGAUUCACGUGUAUGCAAGUUUUUAUGUCCACGACAAACGUUGGUGCCAAUGGGGAAACACAAGAAAACCUGCACGUGCAGCUUGUGUGGGGAGAGGCACCACAAUGCACGCCUUUGUCCCAAAUUCUGCUACCACUGUCGACAACCUCGCCACGAUUGGAACUGUCGAUUGCCACGGCCGAAAGGUCGAUUUUGGAACCAUUCUACGAUGAUGGAUUAUGUGACGACUGUGUUCUGAUGAAGUCUCUAACAUUCACGUGUAUACAAG